This is a messenger RNA of Paramecium sonneborni, 1909 nucleotides long. Lineage: Eukaryota; Ciliophora; Oligohymenophorea; Peniculida; Parameciidae. The record is from the annotation of a GenBank genome assembly.
AUGAAUUCUAUUCUAUCAACUCCCAGAUUACUUAAAUAAAUAACUCCUUCAUAAUUUAGAAGUUUAAAUUAAUUAAAUAUUCGUCAUGAAGACAAUGAAGAUAAGGGAUUUAUGACAAAAUAUGUUUCAAUCUUAAAAAAAAAUGCGAAUGGAUAGGUUAUCACUAUAUAAAAAAUUAUUUAUAUUUUGAAAUUGCAUUAGUUAUUAAGAAAUUAUGAAUAAUUAGAAACAUUGAAAAAAUAUUUUGAAGAUCACUUUCCAUAUAUUGGGUAAAAAAUUAGUGAAAUAAAAUUUAGCAAAUUUAAGGAUAGACUUGAUGGAAAUAAAUGUUUGGACAUUUUUCGAUUUAUGACUGUUGAAAAAUACAAAACUUUAAAUAUAAUAUUUCGUCAUGGAGAACCAGGAAGAAAAAUGUAUUUUAUAUUGUCUGGUGAAGUUGGAAUAUUUGUUCCAAAAUGCAGAUAAAGUUAAGAAAUCUAAAAUUUGAUUUGCCAGUAUUUAAUUGAUAAUAUUGCUAAGCGAUUUUAAAGAUAUUUAAGAAAUUUAGUUUUAAGAGUUUAGAUUGGUUGCCUUAAAAAAGUUUGGAGAUGUCUUUGGGGAGAUCUCAAUAGAAUAGAGAGUUUCUAGAACUGCAACAGUAGUAGCUAAAACAGAUGUUUUUGUAGCUUAAUUAUCAUAUGAAAUGUAUUAAGAUGUAAUUGGAAGACAUCAGAAUGAAAUGACUGCUAAAAAACUAUAAUUUAUUAACACAAUUCCACUUUUUUAAGAUUGGGAUCAAAAAUAAAAAUUAAUAGCUUUAUCUAGCUUCGAAUAAAAUACAUCUACUUGUGGAUAAAGUAUUUUCAAAACCGGAAAUUUAGAUGAAUAUAUAUAUCUAGUGGUAACUGGAGAAGUUGAAAUUAUUAAAUUUAAUUAGGUUCAAUCCAAUUUUUCUUAAAAACUAGUAAAAAAGUUAUAAAUUAUUGCCAUCAUUAAUUCUGGUCAAUUCUUUGGCGAUUAUGAACACAUUUAUAAUAUUUCAAAUAGAAUUACCUAAGCUAGAGCAAAGAUGGACACAGUUUAUUAUAAAAUUAAAUACAAUCUUUUUAUUGAUCUAUUAGAAAUGUAUGGAAAUAUUGAAGAGUAUAAAAACGCUUAAAAGAUUAAAUUUAAUAUUUAGUAGAAUUUAGUUAAUUAAGUUUAAAAUUGUAAAAGUGAAAAUUCAGAUGAAUAAUAUUCAUUCAAUUUAGAUCUAAACCAAUUAAAAACAAGUUACUAUAAAAAUUAGAAAAUAGAAAAACUAAAAACCUAAUUAAAAAAAUAGAUAUUUAAAACUGAAGAUAAAAUUAAACAAGAUUAUUAUAAAGAUCAAUUAAAAACUGUCAGUUAAGCUUUGAGUUUGUAAGAAACUAUAUAACUUAAAAAAUAUUCUAAUUUAAUACCUCAUAAACAUGAUUUUUUUGUUAAUGAAGAAAAUUGUAUUUCUUCGCCAAAUCACGCUCGCUCCCAAAAGAUUUUUAGUAAAGUGUUUGAAAAAAAUGAAGAAUUAAAGGCAUAAAAAAAGAAAAAUCUAAGUAAGUUUAGAGAUAAUCAAAUUAAAUAUCAUUUGAAUAAAAAAUUUAAAGGAAUGAAUCGAUAAAAAAUUAAAAGUCAUAAUGUUUAAUUAGAAUAAUCAGAUUCAAUAUCAUUUUAAAAAAUUAUUGAAAACAAGGUUGCUAAACUUAAUCUAACAAAAUCAUAUGAAAAGAUUAAAAGAGCAACAUCUGAAAAUGAUUUAAAAUAAGAGUAAAGAACUCCUCAUACUUAUUUAUCACUUCAUAUUCGAUCUUAUCAUUAAGAAAGUCUUUCUUCUAAUAGAUCAAUAUAAUUUAAAUCAUAAAUAAAACAAAAUAUGCAAGAGUUUAAAUUUUAGAAAACGAUUUAAUUUUGA